Rhagoletis zephyria (snowberry fruit fly) is the source of this 2795-nucleotide messenger RNA. Its product is annotated as zinc finger BED domain-containing protein RICESLEEPER 3-like. NCBI's taxonomy places the organism in Eukaryota, Metazoa, Arthropoda, Insecta, Diptera, Tephritidae. Gene Ontology annotation, molecular function: protein dimerization activity. The record is from RefSeq and is a predicted model, not a curated record.
AUUUUCGUUUACCGUUUGUUUUUAUUGAAGCAUUUUUUUGGCAAAUUUUCAUUUGUAGAAGUUUCGCGCGUUUAGUGUAGCAUAAAAAGGGUUCAAAAUGGGAAGAUUUUCUAACAUUGAUAAAAGCAAAUAUGUGUCAUAUAAUGAAGAGACAAAUGAAUCGACGUGCCUUGAAUGUUCAAAAAAGUUCAAGGGUCAAGUGCUUCACAAUAUUAAAAGGCAUUAUAGCACAGUGCAUAAACGAAACUUUGGAAACAAUCCGUCCGCAAAAAGUGCAAACAAAAUAAAAAUUGAACUGAAACAGCACGAAUUCAUAAAGUGCUGUGUGGGGCUAGUUACUGUGAAAGCUAUACCAUUUCGGCUUUUCGAUGACGAAGAAUAUUUUCAAAAACUUAUAAAACCAUAUGAAAGUGCUUUUAACAUAAAAGUUAAUUCAAGAAACAUUGUAAGUAAGCUCGAUUUGUGUGCCGGACUCAUGAGAAACCAUUUAAAAGAAUUAUUGGAAAACAAAAUGGUGUGCAUAAAAUUAGACAUUGCAUCAAGGCUCGAUAAAAGUGUUUUAGGAGUGAAUAUACAGAUUAUACAAAAUUUUAAAAUAGAAAUUUUCACUCUAGGCAUGGUAGAGUUGAAAAAGCGACAUACGGCGUCCUUUCUAAAGGAAGAAAUUCUAAAUUGCUUAAAUAAGUUUGACAUAAAAGCAACACAGAUCUAUUCCUCAACUACUGAUAAUGGGUCAAAUGUCAUCAAAACUUCGGAGUUGCUGCAAGAGCAGGACAAUGUAGAGUGCGACGAAUAUGAAGAAAUUCAUAACAGACUUAGCUCGGUCAUGUCAGUAGUGAGAUGCGCCGUACACACGCUACAAUUAUGCGCACAUGAUGUAUACAAAACCCAUAAAAAUGAGUUGGCGGUAUGCAGAGAAGCAACACGUUCACUACGAAAAAUUAUUCGUAAUAACUAUGUUGAUGAAGACAUUCGGAUGCCUACACUAGAUAAUGCAACUCGCUGGAAUUCCACAUUCGACAUGCUUACUUCUCUGUUAGAUCUGAGAACGUUUGUAAAUGACCAUGCGAUUUGUUGUGAAGUAAAUUGGGACUUUAUUCAAAACUUUGUGUACGCUUUCAAGCCAGUUUCUGAAUGUACCAAAAGUUUACAAACAGAUAGUUAUACUAUCGGUGACUUUUACCGAGACUGGCUACUUUGCGAGGCACAACUGGAAAAUAUCCAGAGCAACGAGUUUGCGAUACAUUUACUGCAAUCUAUGCAAUCAAGAAAAACUAAAUUAUUGGAAAAUAAUGCAUUUAAUGCUGCUUUGUAUAUGGAUCGCAGAUUCAAUUAUAUGGACUCACCGUUUUUGAAUGAAAUACAAAAAAAGCAAGCAGUGACACAUAUAAUUAACACAAGCGCAAUUUUGAGUAGUUUGGAGGGAUGCACUGAAAUCGGUAGUGAUUCGGAAAUCGAUCAUGCUGAGCAGGUCCAAGUUUUCGACGAUAAGUAUGAUUUGCUUGAAAGAAAAGCCAAUUCAAUAACGCAACAAAGUGUUCAAGUGUCACAAAAUAUACAAUCGCUUCGCCAAAAACUUGAAGGUUUGGCUCAUCAAAGUAAAAUGCCUUUCAACACUGACAUAAUCAACUAUUGGAAAAAUUUGCAAAUUCCUGAACCAACUCUAAGUAAGCUGUCACAAAUAAUUUUAUCUGUGCCAAGCAGCCAAACUUCCGUAGAGCGAGCAUUUAGUGCUCUAUCUUUAAUAUUAACAAAACAUCGUUCCAGGCUGAGCUCUGAAAAUCUUAACAAUUUACUUUUUAUCAAAUUAAAUGAAAAUUUAUUUAAAAAUAUAAAUCUAGACGUAGCGAGCGACGUUCAGUUUUAACUAAUGAAUUCAUUGAAUUUUUUAUCUACAAGUACAUACAGUCACUGUCAAAAGUAUUGUGACAUUGAUUUUUAUUACGAUAUAUUCAGAAGGUUUUUCAUGUUAAAUUUUCUUCGUAAAUUUUUUAUAAAUAUAGGGCUCAUUAAACAACAAAAAACAUUUAAAUCAAAAUUGUAACCCGUGGAAAAACUUACGAAAAAUUCAGCGAAUUCGCAUCAAGAUUUCAAACUUUUCAAUCAUAAUUUGUAAACCGAAUCCGAACACGUUGACUUUCCAUAAUUUUUUUGCUGACGGUGUUGAGCAUUUUCUUCCAUUUUUUAAAUAUACCGUGAGCAAAAAAAGUAUGGAAAGUCAACGCGAAUUUUAGCCACUUAAAACGUUUACUUUUUUAUAUUAAAAUCGAGGGGGCUAUAAAACUACGUGUUCGGAUUCUGUUUAAAAAUUAUGAUUGAAAAGUUUGAAAUCGUGAUGCGAAUUUGCUGAAUUUUCCGUAAGUUUUUCCAAGGGUUACAAUUUUGAUUUACAUGGUUUUUGUUGUAUAAUGAGCCCUAGCUUUAUAGAAAAUUAACGAAAAAAUAUACUUUGAAAAACCUUUUGAAAAUCGUAAUAAAAAUCAAUGCCAAAAUACUUUUGCUGGUUACUGUAUUCCUGCAAAUGUGCCAUUUUCAAGUUAAGUUUGUUUACUGAAAAAUUGCUGAAUUUUCUUUAAUUUUGUCCAAACAUUGAAAUUUUAAUUUAAAUUAAUAUUAAUAAGAAUACGGUUCUUAUGGUCUUGGGUGUGCAUAUUUCGAUGCAUUUGCAAAUUCACAACAAUAAAAUGCGAACGGUUGCCAUAGUAGCAAGCAUAAAAUUUUCAAAUGCACCGAAAUAUGCACAUGCAAGACCAUAUGCACCGGAUUGUGAUUACCCUUACUUUUUUUGUAGAAUA